AUGGCUGCUAUUACCUCAAGUCUAAGCCUUAGCCCACAAUACACUGCUACUAAAGAGUAUCCACACCAUGGUCCUGUAGUUGAGGAAAUUGAAGGGCUUAUUAGAGUACACAAAGAUGGAUAUGUGGAACGACCCCAGGUUGUUCCAUGUGUCACUGCUAGUGCUUUGAGUCCUGAACUAAACGUGAAUUCUAGGGACAUGGUGAUUGACAACGUUACAAACAUUUGGGCUCGUUUCUAUGUCCCAAUUUGCCAAAAGAAACUACCUUUGUUGGUCUAUUUUCAUGGGGGUGGCUUUUGUGUUGGGUCUGCAGCAUGGAGUUGCUACCAUGAUUUCCUUGCUAGGCUAUCUACCAAAGUGGGGUGUGUGAUCAUGUCAGUGAAUUAUCGAUUGGCCCCAGAGAACCCUCUCCCAGCACCCUAUGAUGAUGGACUAAAGGCCCUAAUGUGGGUGAAACAACAAUUGCUAUUUCAAUACAAGGGUAGUGAAUGGUGGACUUCAAAAUGUAAUUUUUCCAGUGUUUUCUUAGCAGGGGACAGUGCUGGUGCUAACAUAGCCUACAAUGUUGCCACAAGACUAGAUGCAUGUGAAGGUGAUACUUUAAGGCCUUUAAAUUUGAAGGGUCUUAUUUUAAUACAACCCUUUUUCGGUGGGGAAGUGAGAACAAACUCAGAGAAGUGCAUGGCUCAAUCACCAGGUUCUGCUUUGAAUUUGGCAGCAUCUGAUACUUAUUGGCGCUUGGCAUUACCAUCUGGUGCUAACCGUGACCAUCCAUGGUGCAAUCCUUUGGUGAAAUUUAAUGAAUUGAAGCUCUUACCAACCUUGGUGUGCAUCUCAGAGAUGGACAUAUUGAAGGAUAGGAACUUGGAGUUUUGUGAUGCUUUGGCAAUAGCAGGUAAAAAGGUGGAGUAUGGGGUGUUCAAAGGUGUUGGACAUGCAUUUCAGAUUCUAAGCAAAUCUCAGCUCUCAAAGAUCAGAGCCAAUGAAAUUAUGGCUCGUGUCAAGUCCUUCAUGUUUCUUCGAUAA
Messenger RNA from Abrus precatorius (Indian licorice), 1026 nucleotides. RefSeq names its product probable carboxylesterase 17. The coding region runs from base 1 to 1026 and encodes 341 amino acids. The transcript has a single exon. Lineage: Eukaryota; Viridiplantae; Streptophyta; Magnoliopsida; Fabales; Fabaceae. The record is from RefSeq and is a predicted model, not a curated record. Gene Ontology annotation, molecular function: hydrolase activity.